Messenger RNA from Anguilla rostrata (American eel), 3739 nucleotides. It is a transcript of the gene med9, whose product is annotated as mediator complex subunit 9. The coding region runs from base 72 to 368 and encodes 98 amino acids. Lineage: Eukaryota; Metazoa; Chordata; Actinopteri; Anguilliformes; Anguillidae. The transcript is spliced from 3 exons. Gene Ontology annotation, biological process: regulation of transcription by RNA polymerase II. The record is from RefSeq and is a predicted model, not a curated record. Gene Ontology annotation, molecular function: transcription coregulator activity. Gene Ontology annotation, cellular component: mediator complex.
AGUCGACGUCAUAAAGUGACGCAUAUUGAUGAUGUACUGUGUGCGCGCCAUUCAGAUCAAAAAACAAAAUCAUGGCGACGGUUACGGUGAAGCAAGAGCCUGAGGAUGAAGACUGUUCUUUACUUCCACUGGUCCACGACAUAAUUAAAUGCAUGGACAAGGACAACCAGGAGGUGCACCAGGAGCUGAGCAAGCUGAAGACCAAGAUCCAGGAGGCGCGGGAGCAGAUCGCCGGGAUGCCCGGCAUCGACCUCAGCCCGGAGGAGCAGCAGAGGCGGCUGCGGUUGCUACGGGAACAGGUCCGCACCAAGAACCAGCUGCUGCAGAAGUACAAGAGCCUGUGCAUGUUCGACAUCCCCAAGGCGUAGAGCCGCGCGGGGACACUGUGCGGGCGGCAGUUGCUCCUAUGCCUGGCUGUGAGCGGAUGCACGCCUGACGGACACACCCCAGGUGGCACCACCCCUGGAUGGACUCGCCCUAGACCGGUGCGUCUGGAGAUCAACUGUCCUGUAGCACGCCCUCAUUCAACAGCUGGAGCAGGGCUGCCCAACCCUGUUUCCGGAGAUCUACUGUCCUGUAGGUUUUCCACUCCAACCCUAAUUUGGCACAGCGUAUUCUACGACUUAGCAGUUCGAUGAGAUCUCCAGCUGUCGAAUGAGAUGUGCUUUGUUAGGAUUGGAGUGAGAACCAACUGGAUGGUAGAUCCUCAGGAACAGGGCUGGGCACCACUGCCAUAGACGGACGUGACCUAGGUACACACGUCUCAAGAUGGACAAAGAUAAGCCUUGCAGACCUGCUUCUGGAGAGCACUGCUGGUUGUUUUUGUUCUCAACUUAAACCAGUUCAGACCCAGUUAACCAGACCAGGCGAGUUAACCCUUUUGAAGAGUAGUUUUUUUUUUUUUUUUGGAAUGUUUUAUUCAGUGAGUCAGUGUUCUAGAACUCCAUUGCUUUCAGUGGCCAGUAGUAAUUGUGAUAUCAGCGUAAGAAUGUUCGGUUGAGAACAUUCUACUCUCAUACAUGUGAACUCACACUUUAAAGGGUUAACUCAGGACCUGGGGUGUAGAUAUGUGAACUACAGAAAUUGGCUGUGUUCAUGUAGUGCUGUUUUUAUUAUCACGGAGUGCUUUACAGUGAAAAGAGGGAACCUCAUGGUUCAACCAAACCCCCCCCCCCCCCCGUCUGUCCCCCUCCACCAACCGUGCAUGUGGUCCAGCUGCAAACCUGCUGAUGUGCUUCACCAGUGUCUCUUUCCAAGUGCUGGAUGAAGAAGAAGAAAAAAGAAAAAGCGCUCUUAGAGGAUUUACUGUUUUAUGUGAACAAAUAUGGUACUGUUUUCUUUAUCUGUUUCUUCGCUGCCCCUGAGGCACAAGUCGGUCGGGUCAUGUGGAUAAACCAGCCCUUUUCUACGAGAUUUACAUGAGAAAAGUUUCCCUCUUUUUUUUUUUUUUUUUUUUUGGUAAGGGCCCUUUUUGUAUCUUUCUAAUGAUGUAUUUAUCGUACAAUGCAAACUAAUAAAGUAGCUAAAGCUUAACCAGUUUUACCAGAGGCUAUCUUCGAUGUCUGAGGUCACUAUAUAAAAUGGAUCAGUAUAUACUGGUCAGGCGCAUUGGCGAUUGUUCUGGAGUUACUCUUCCAUUAUGUUAAAGCGUCGGUGUAACUUUGAUGCGCACUCCAGUUAUAUAACCCUGGAUGCGUUUCCUUCUCGGCUAUCCUGUAUAUUACGGUGAAAUGCACAUUGAGAUUUUCCGACUCGCAUUUCCACCAGAACAACCUAUAGAACCGUCAGAGAUACGGUUUGUGAUGCGCGCUUAAUGCCUUUGAAGUUAUAACGUACUGUAAGCUGUGCACGAGCCUUUACGCGUGUGUACUAGCAUUAAAAGUAUCUUUUCAAAUACAUUAGGAGGGUCGACCAGUACACAGAAUUUAAAUAAUCCGAUUUGACUGACAACGGCGCACGAGCGAUUCUCUCAAUCACGUUUGCUGUUUGAACACUGCUGAAGGUUUACUAUUUGAUUGGUGCGCGUUGCUGCCUCUGCAAACUACAAUACAGAUAUCACUCAUUUAAUUCUGGCAAUCUGAAGUAUGAUGGUUCCGUUUGCGAAGUGUAUUUCGAAUGUUCCUUUCGGUUAUAAACAUGUAACCGUAUAUGGUCUCUUUUACUGCAGUGUAGGUACUGUAUAUAUGCGUGCAUGCGCGUGUGCAAGUGCGUUUUUCCGUAGUCCGUCACGUCUCAGACCUCAAACGCCCAGCAUCCUCUGCUCAUCCUAGCAAAUGUGCCUUGAGAAAAAGGUUAUUUCACUUAAACUAGCUGCGCGUUUCAACGUGAGUAAGCAAGACAAGUUCUGAACUUGCCUUUUAAAACGGAUAACCAGGUAUUUGAGUUCAGCCCUGCCGAGAGCGGACAUAACAGAGUAUCGGUAUUUCAUUUACAGUGAGAUGAAGUACAAAAUGAUGCAACAGAUUUUUAUUUUUACAUUUUUUAUUUUAGAAAAGGUCAACGUUGACAUAAUAAAUAUACAUUCACGAUGAGAUUUGUUCAGGUUGCAACAAACAUUCAAGUUCAGUGUUAUAAAAUAUAUAUAUACAUAGCCUAUCACAAAAUGUAAACAGUAGUAUUCCGGACAUUGCACUCCACCCAUGGAGUUUCACCUGUCAGCAAAGGCAGAUAAAGAUUUUUUUUAAGAACACAUUUUACACCAUGUUGGAAAGAGUGUCAGUUGAUUUCUUUAAGCCACAUCACAUUUCAAGCGGUCUGUACCCCACAGAAUAAUACAUUCUCGAUUAAAGUCUGGUAUCACGCGCGCAACAGUUUGGCCAGGCGUCUCACGAUUCAUGCCGGAGAGUUUAGCCCCUUGUAAAACGCACGGCGUCUUUCGGCAUCCCAGUUCUCCCGGUUUUCGCUUUCGCGCCACGGGAAGCGGGAACAACCUCUCGCGCAUCAGGCAUCAAGUCUACGCCAGCACGGCUUCGGCGGUCUGAAUAGGAGGUUCUCGUGCACUGCCGAGUCCUGGUUCGGUUCUAGCUGAUGACACACCGCUCUUUGUCCUUCCCCUGACCGCCGCCAAUCGCCUUCUCUUUUAUGUACAUCAAGUCGCUGUGCACGCUGGGUCGUCGGGCGAAGGGCGCCACGAUCCCAUACGCGUCACUGUCUUUGAAUUUCUUGUUUUUGAUUGACUUUCUGCUGUGAAGCAUGUCGCAGUACUGCACCGAGACCUUGCGGUGCAGGUCCGGGCUCAUCUCGUGCGGCAGCUUGGCCAUGGUGAAGAGAGCCUGAAACAUUUUGUCCACGUUAGUGUUCCUCUUGGCCGAGAUCUCGAAGUAGGCACACUGCUGGUCCCCGGCGACCAGCUGUUCGAUCUCCUCCCUCUGGAUCUCCCUGUAGAACUCUCGAUCGCCCUUGUUCCCGCAGAUCACCAGGGGGACGUCUACGUUCUCUUUAGUCUUGUUUUUCAGGCAGGAUUUGGUCUCGAAGAUCUGUUGCUUCAGGCGCUGUACUUCCCGAAAAGACUCCCUGUUGUCCAGACUGAACACCAGUAUAAAGACGUCGCCUGCGGAGAAGGAAAACAAUGUUUUAUUAAAAAGACUGUUUCAAAAAAUGAAAUCUUUGCAUCGAUUUUUGCAGCAAACCUCGGGGUGGUUUAAAAAGCAACAACUGUGCACAACUUAGGAAAAAGUGGCAAAUGACCGUAAAACUGCAUGUAGUUUUCUUUUUCGAUUUUGGCAAAAAAAGAAGAAAA